UGUUGCUCAGGGAUAGCUCAACUGAUAAAAAGUAGGGGCUGAUUUCGAAUUGUGUUGAUAAACUUUUUUGAUCAAAUUUCGUGUUGAAAAUGACCGAUAACCUAACCCACCGAUAACCUAACCCAUCCCUCGUCCACCGAUAAUGAUAUCUUCCCUCUCAAAGAUGUUAAGUUUGGUCUCUUCUAGCUUGGUCAUUUUCCUGCGUCCUUAAAAUUGUCUACAAAUUAUUAAAAAAUUGUUUUAGCCUAUUUAUUUCAUUUUUCAAUAAAUUCAUAAAAUGCUACAAUCACCGAAAAAUACUGAAAAAUUAAUUAACAACCCUCAAAAUAAUAAUCAAAAUAAUAAAAAUAAUUUAUCAUCAAUUAUAAACCCCUCAAUUUAUUUUUUAAUUAAUUUAUUAUUUAUUUACCAAUUAAUUGUUUAUAUACAAAAUCAUAGCCAUUUGGGCGGUCUAGUAUUGUGGGAUACUGCCUUUCUUUUAAUUGUUAAUGCUGAUCCAAGAUAUCCGUUUCUAAGUUGGUUGUUCGGUGAUUGUUCUAAGGAGGUAAUUUUUUUUUUGAUUAGAAAGAUUUAA
Molecule: messenger RNA, 574 nt
Organism: Meloidogyne enterolobii
Lineage: Eukaryota; Metazoa; Nematoda; Chromadorea; Rhabditida; Meloidogynidae
Source: the annotation of a GenBank genome assembly